AUGGAUAAAGGAAUUCAAGGUUCUUCCAUAAAAAUGCCUCUUACAAUCAUAAGACCUACUUUUGAUGGUCUUGAAUUACCCAAAAUUAGUAUGGAGCAGAGUAUUGGGAUGGAGAAACCAAUUGAGGAGGAAGAAGUGAAGAAAGUGAUUUGGGGUUUUGGGAGAAACAAGUCACCUGGACCUGAUGGUCAUACAAUGAAGUUUUUCAAAGCUGUAUGGGAUAUUAUUAAGCCAGAGUUAAUGGUUGUUAUGAAGGAGUUAGAACAAACUGGAAAUAUUGAUUGGAGGUUGAAUCGCACAAAUAUUAUUCUUAUACCUAAGUAUAGUAGGCAGAUAACAGAUGUAAUUUUAAUUGCAUUAGAGCUUAUAGAUUCAAGAGAAAGAGAAGGCAAACCUGGUUUGAUUUUGAAGCUGAAUUUAGAAAAAGCAUUUUAUAGUGUUAGUUGGAGUUGUCUUGACUAUACAAGAAGCUCCAAAUGUAUUAAGAAAGGAAACCCAAUGUCUCCAUUUCUGUUUAUUAUGGUGGUUGAAGUGUUAUCUGUUCUGAUCAAGAAGGCAAUACUUUGA
This is a messenger RNA of Papaver somniferum (opium poppy), 567 nucleotides long. RefSeq lists its product as uncharacterized. The transcript has 4 exons. Lineage: Eukaryota; Viridiplantae; Streptophyta; Magnoliopsida; Ranunculales; Papaveraceae. Bases 1 to 567 code for a protein of 188 amino acids. The record is from RefSeq and is a predicted model, not a curated record.